This is a messenger RNA of Anopheles stephensi (Asian malaria mosquito), 659 nucleotides long. Its product is annotated as cuticle protein AMP3-like. The transcript is spliced from 2 exons. Bases 90 to 539 code for a protein of 149 amino acids. Gene Ontology annotation, cellular component: chitin-based extracellular matrix. The record is from RefSeq and is a predicted model, not a curated record. Lineage: Eukaryota; Metazoa; Arthropoda; Insecta; Diptera; Culicidae. Gene Ontology annotation, molecular function: structural constituent of chitin-based larval cuticle.
GAUCGGUUGUCAUCAGUCAGCUGUUUGCAAGUUUACAGUUCAAACGUUCUGCGCAGUGGAAACACAGAUUUUCGGAACCCUUCGCCAAGAUGUAUUCCAAGCUGAUUGUCCUUGCCGGAGUGGUGUUCUGCCUGGCUGCAGCUGCACCACCGAAGAAAGCGGUUCGUGCCGCAUCCGGUGGCCCGGACAGUGACGCAACGGUGAUCCAGCAGGACCAGAUCAUCAACGACGAUGGAUCGUACAACUUUGUGUUUGAGACGAGUAACGGCAUCCGGGCGCAGGCCAGCAGCUCGGAUGGUAUCCGUACGUCCGGGGACUUUUCCUACCCCGCACCGGACGGUACAAACAUUGCGCUGGUUUACGUAGCCGACGAGUAUGGGUUCCAGCCGCAGGGAGCCCAUCUGCCGGUAGAACCCCCAGCGCCGGACCACGUCAUCAAGCAGCUGGAGGACAUUCGCGCCAACCCACCGAACGAUCCGGACUUUGAUGCUGCCUUCCUGGACGCUGAAAUUGCGCGGCUUCGGGCCACCCAGGGUUAGACGGACGGGCGCUGCACGUCCUGUUAGUUAAGUUAGUCAGCUAAGCCUGUGUGUUGUAGUCAAAUUUUUCAAUCGCUUAAUAAACAAAACAUGAAACUUUAAUUAAAAAAGAGAGUUUAC